AUGGAAAAUCAUAGAGAAGAUGAGAUUGAAGACAACAUGUCAAUGUCACCGCCUUCCGUCGGUUCCAUGCAGAUUGCAGGAAGCAAUGGAUUUGGUCAUAUCAUGGAGUUCAUGUCUCAGGCAUACCUUCACAAUCGGUAUCUGGAGAUUGAUAUACCAGUCGAGGAUUCAACUUUCAACCAAGAUCCUCCUCUUCCGGUAUAUCUCAAGUUUGAAGACGUAGAGUUCAAAGUGCGAAAUUGCCAAGUAGCUUCCAAGAACCCUGUGAAAACAAUGGUGUCAAAGGUAGCCACACAAAACAAUGUGGAAGAGAAAAAGAAAUACAAGACAAUUCUAAAGGGUAUCACUGGAAGCACUAAUGUGUAA
Lathyrus sativus (Indian pea) is the source of this 366-nucleotide messenger RNA. Lineage: Eukaryota; Viridiplantae; Streptophyta; Magnoliopsida; Fabales; Fabaceae. The record is from the annotation of a GenBank genome assembly.